Molecule: messenger RNA, 996 nt
Organism: Nyctereutes procyonoides (raccoon dog)
Lineage: Eukaryota; Metazoa; Chordata; Mammalia; Carnivora; Canidae
Gene: CRYBA2
Product: crystallin beta A2
Exons: 6
Coding region: 382-996 (204 amino acids)
Biological process (GO): lens development in camera-type eye; visual perception
Molecular function (GO): structural constituent of eye lens
Source: RefSeq, a predicted model, not a curated record
GUGGGAAGAAUGAAGCCACCAGGACGCUGGGUCAGCCCUUGCAACCGAGAACCACUGCCUUUUCCCUCCAGGUCCUAAUUUCUCCAGACCUCCACCUCCCGUCCCCAAGACCCGCAUUUCCUGACUGAGGCCUAGGCUCAAACUCCGGCCUCUCCCGUCCAGGGCCCUCCUCCCUGCCCGGCCAGGGGCGGAGACUCCAGGCGCCAGGCUGGCCUGCAGCGGGAAAAACUGAGGAGUAGAGUGCAACUUAGAAGCAGUGGAGCUGGAUUUGAACCCAGGCAGUGGUGCAAGAUUCCCGAGCACUCUUAACCCUCCAGUGUCUGUAUGCUCAUGGGCCGGUGACUGAGACGACCUUCUCUCCUCUUGGACACUGGCCGUGGAAUGGGAUAUGUGCAAGUCGGCAUGAGCAGCGCCCCCGCGCCAGGUCCGGCGCCCGCCAGCCUCACGCUCUGGGACGAGGAGGACUUCCAGGGCCGCCGCUGCCGGCUGCUGAGCGACUGCGCGAACAUCGCCGAGCGCGGAGGCCUCCGCAGGGUGCGCUCUGUCAAGGUGGAAAAUGGAGCUUGGGUGGCCUUUGAGUACCCCGACUUCCAGGGACAGCAGUUCAUUCUGGAGAAGGGGGACUAUCCUCGCUGGAGCGCCUGGAGCGGCAGUGGCGGCCACCACAGUGACCAGCUGCUCUCCUUCCGGCCAGUGCUCUGCGCGAAUCACAGUGACAGCCGUGUGACACUGUUUGAGGGGGAGAACUUCCAGGGCAGCAAGUUUGAACUCAGCGAUGACUACCCAUCUCUGCCUUCCAUGGGCUGGGCCAGCAAGGAUGUGGGUUCUCUCAAAGUCAGCUCUGGAGCGUGGGUGGCCUACCAGUACCCAGGCUACCGGGGCUACCAGUAUGUAUUGGAGCGGGACCGGCACAGUGGGGAGUUCCAUACCUACAGCGAAUUUGGCACCCAGGCCCACACCGGACUGCUGCAGUCCAUUCGAAGAGUCCAGCAUUAA